AUGGCUAAAUUAUUACUAUACCUACCCUUUUUAAUAAUAUACCCUGUUAUUCACAAUUCCCUUUCUAUCACAGUUUUAGAUAAUAAGACGAACUUCAAAUCAUAUUCGGAAAAUUUUAACAAUAAAAGGUGUAAAGAGUUAGUGAACGCAACAAAAUCAAAGGCUAAAAAUUUCUCUAGUAGUAUCAUAAAUGAGUUUCGGACUCAUCCAGUUUCCUUUGCUGUAACCGGGGCAUCGUUAUGUAUUUCAACAGCCUUUUGGACGAAAUGUAUAGAUUUUUCGGAGAUACCUCUAGGAAGGCCUCCAAAUAAUUUAUCCGAGUCCAUGAAGAAUAUCAUGAACCUUUUUCUAAUUAGAAGAUUCGAUGGUCAUGCCCUACUGAAUUUACUCACUCUUUACAAGACCAUGAGAGACAUGGAGUCUCAACUUGGUUCUACACCUACUAUGCAGGUUUUUUGGUUGAGCGCUCUUUUUGCUUUUGUAUCUUCUAUUUUUUUUGAUUACAAUUUUGAUUUUAAUUUCUUUUCUCGUUCUUUAAUCAGCACUUCUUGUUUUAAUAACCUUGAUGAAGAGGUUCUGUUCUUUGGUCUUUUAGAAACAAAGAGAAAGCAUCUACUCCUUUGGUUGUUACUUUCCGAUUACUUACUCACAUUUGAUUUUCGGGAGUUUAUCGGUGGAUUAUCUGCUAUUGUUCACGGAGGAGUUUCGCUACUAUUUUAUAAACUUUUAAACAAAGUAUGA
Molecule: messenger RNA, 741 nt
Organism: Theileria annulata
Lineage: Eukaryota; Apicomplexa; Aconoidasida; Piroplasmida; Theileriidae
Exons: 3
Coding region: 1-741 (246 amino acids)
Source: RefSeq, a predicted model, not a curated record